AUGGAUCGCAUGUUUAAACUACCACUCGGCGCGCUCCUGCUGCUUUCAUGCGCCCUCAAUGCCUCGGCGCACGGCGGCGCUGAACAUGCGCAAGUCGAAGUCGCAGCAGAUGCCGACUGGGCGACGCGACACAUGGCUGAGGAGCAUCACAUCGCGGGCUACGACGCAACCACCUUCUUCAACAUGCACGACUACGACAGUACCGGUCUAUGGACUACCGUCGACAUCCGCCGAACCUACGGUCUCGAAGACCCCUCCAGCGCCUCCAUCUCCGAAAUCAAGAAGCAAAUGGUCGUCCAGACUAUUCUAGACAUGUUCGAUAUCAACAAGGACGGCUCCAUCACCUUGGCUGAAUUCCUGCAAAAGGAUUCCGACAAUGUCAAGCUGCCGGACUUUGGCAUGGGCCCAGGGCACCACGGUGACGACGAGUACGAGUACGAGAUCCAUCAUUGGGAGAAGUACCACAGCGGCGACGAUGUGAAGGAGGAGGACUUGAACCACCCAGAGGACAUUGCGCAUUUCAAGAUGCAUGAGGAGAAGGAGGCGGCACAAGAGGAGUGGGAGAGGCUCGAGCUCAGAGGCGUCGUGGAGAAGAACAUUCCCCAGAAAUACAGGCGGAAUUGA
Messenger RNA from Alternaria incomplexa, 624 nucleotides. RefSeq lists its product as uncharacterized. The transcript is spliced from 2 exons. The coding region runs from base 1 to 624 and encodes 207 amino acids. The record is from RefSeq and is a predicted model, not a curated record. Gene Ontology annotation, cellular component: endoplasmic reticulum-Golgi intermediate compartment; extracellular exosome. NCBI's taxonomy places the organism in Eukaryota, Fungi, Ascomycota, Dothideomycetes, Pleosporales, Pleosporaceae. Gene Ontology annotation, molecular function: calcium ion binding.